GUGUGUUUUUAUCCCCUCGCCAAGGCUCGGGGAUAAAAAUCACACAACUCGUUGGAUAAAAAUCAUAUCCAACUACAAAUCAUGGGAGAUCCUAUAUUUAAUAUAUAUUAUAAUACAUGCAGAUGGUAUGCGACCCCAAUUUUCGAAUUACAUCACUAUGUGCAAGAUGGCCUGGUUCAACACACGACAGUAGGGUAUGGAGAUCAUCCGCGCUAUGCCAUCAAUUCGAGAGAGGAAUACACAGUGGACUUUUACUUGGAGAUUCUGGAUACCCCUGCACUCAUUACCUCAUGACUCCUUAUAAUGUACCUUCAAACCGAGCCCAGGAAAACUUCAACAGCUCGUUGUGCCGUACCCGUGUUCUCAUAGAACAAACCUAUGGUGUUUUAAAGAAGCGGUUUCAGUGCCUUCAUUACGGUCUGAGAUGUUCACCCGAACAAGCUGUUGAUUAUAUCACUGCUUGUGUCUUACUACACAACAUAGGGAUAGAAAAAUCGGAUAUUUUCAUCAGCAGUAAUUGCGCAGAUUAUGAUUUGCAGGAAUGCAUCAAUCAUGCCAUGAAUGUAGAUCGAAUUCCGCCUAGUAACGAUGGUUGUAGGAAGAGAGAUGAAAUUGCAGAUUUGUUUUUCUCUUGAGUUAUUUUGCUAUAUUCAAUUCACAAUUUCUGUUCAUUUAAUCACACGAAUACAAUUGAAGCAUAAUUUACCCAUGCAAUCCGGCAGUCUUUACGGGAAAAUAUACAGGCAAUAUUAAUAUGCAUUUGUCGAAUCUAGGUAAAAAUGAAAAUUAGUGGUCAGAGAUGUCAUAAAUUUUAUUACCAUUUCAUACAACUCGAAUGAUAUAACGCUCGAUCAGCUUUAUCCUUCUUACUUUCAACUCGUAUAAUACACAUUCAUUUAUCUACAAAAUAUGUGUAUUCCUAUACAAUAUUUUCUUACCUCGAUAGAUUCUCUACAUAAAAUGUGAUUUAAGUGAGUGUAUCAAACCUUCCGUCAUUCAUAAAUUUAUAACUACGAUAAGAACAUUCUAUCUAAGUUCAUAAAUGUCUUUAACACUCAGAAAUAUCUGUACAUUGAUUUGCGGAAAGUGCUUCGGUAAAAAAUGGAUAGUUAGCUUGGAUUUCAAAUUCCAGUUUUGAUUUCUUGAGCAUUAAAAUUUCCUUUUUGAGUGUCAGGAUUUCUUUGUUUUCAUUUAGUUGGUUAAUUUGCAUCCGAAGCCUCUGGUUAUCCAACUUCAUAUUUUCUUCUUCAAGCUCUGCUAACUUCCCCCUGUUGCGUGUAUUGUUGCGUGUAUCACCUUUAUAUGUAAAGAGAAACAGUAAUCUGAUUUAUUGAUUAUUACUAGUAUUUAUUAAUUGCAAGGGUCAAAAACGUAAUACUGUGUAUUGCUAAAUAUGACAUAUUUUACCUUUUCUAGAUUUUCUAUACGUGUAAUUCGUAGAUGUAGCAGUCGAAGAUGUUGAUUUGUUUAUAUUUGGUUCUUGUGCAUCUGCAUUACCUUGGUUUGUCUUUGAUACUGUUAAAUUGUAUGAAUAAAAAAUGAUAAUUUUA
Messenger RNA from Saccostrea cuccullata (small rock oyster), 1550 nucleotides. Its product is annotated as putative nuclease HARBI1. Lineage: Eukaryota; Metazoa; Mollusca; Bivalvia; Ostreida; Ostreidae. The record is from RefSeq and is a predicted model, not a curated record. The coding region runs from base 117 to 635 and encodes 172 amino acids. The transcript is spliced from 2 exons.